GGAUGCGUAUCGAUUCCAAGCUUGUCUGCUGAGGGCUCGGUUUGAAGAACAUAAGAAUGAAAAAGAUAUGGUAAAGGCCACCAAACUGCUUAUGAAGGGUGAGGAAGAAUUUUGGGCUUACCAGCAUCCUCAGCCAUAUAUCUUCCCUGAUUCCCCUGGAGGCACUUCCUUUGAAAGAUAUGAGUGUUACAAGGUUCCCGAGUGGUGCUUAGACUACUGGCACCCCUCUGAGAAGGCGAUGUACCCUGAUUACUUUGCCAAGAGGGAGAAAUGGAAGAAACUGCGCUUGGAAAGUUGGGAUCGUGAGGUUCAGCAAUUGAAGGAGGAAACUCCACUUGAUGGUCCUAAGACUGAAGCUCUGCCUCCAGCCCGAAAAGAAGGUCAUUUGCCACCACUCUGGUGGCAUAUUGUCACUAGGCCCCGAGAGCGCCCCACAUAGUAACAUAAGCACACACUUUAAAUUUUCAAGUGUGUACAUUGAACAUGUAGAUACACAUAAACUUGACGUAAUAAAGUUACUAAACUGACA
Trichosurus vulpecula (common brushtail) is the source of this 529-nucleotide messenger RNA. RefSeq names its product NADH:ubiquinone oxidoreductase subunit B9 (gene NDUFB9). Gene Ontology annotation, biological process: mitochondrial electron transport, NADH to ubiquinone. The record is from RefSeq and is a predicted model, not a curated record. NCBI's taxonomy places the organism in Eukaryota, Metazoa, Chordata, Mammalia, Diprotodontia, Phalangeridae.